Messenger RNA from Enhydra lutris kenyoni (northern sea otter), 2733 nucleotides. RefSeq names its product MAF bZIP transcription factor K. The record is from RefSeq and is a predicted model, not a curated record. Gene Ontology annotation, cellular component: nucleus. Lineage: Eukaryota; Metazoa; Chordata; Mammalia; Carnivora; Mustelidae. Gene Ontology annotation, molecular function: RNA polymerase II cis-regulatory region sequence-specific DNA binding; DNA-binding transcription factor activity, RNA polymerase II-specific. The transcript is spliced from 3 exons. Gene Ontology annotation, biological process: regulation of transcription by RNA polymerase II. Bases 69 to 539 code for a protein of 156 amino acids.
CCCGCGCCCCCCGCGCGACUCCAGUUCCAAUUUCCAAGCCCUUCUGUUCGGGUGACUGUGCCCAGGUUAUGACGACUAAUCCCAAACCAAACAAGGCGUUAAAGGUCAAGAAGGAGGCGGGCGAGAACGCCCCGGUGCUCAGCGAUGACGAGCUGGUGUCCAUGUCAGUGCGGGAGCUGAACCAGCACCUGCGGGGCCUCACCAAGGAGGAGGUGGUGCGCCUGAAGCAGCGGCGGCGCACACUCAAGAACCGGGGCUACGCCGCCAGCUGCCGCAUCAAGCGCGUGACGCAGAAGGAGGAGCUGGAGCGGCAGCGCGUGGAGCUGCAGCAGGAGGUGGAGAAGCUGGCCCGCGAGAACAGCAGCAUGAAGCUGGAGCUCGACGCGCUGCGCUCCAAGUACGAGGCCCUGCAGACCUUCGCCCGCACUGUGGCCCGUGGGCCCGUCACCCCCACCAAGGUGGCCACCACCAGCGUCAUCACCAUCGUCAAGUCUGCCGACAUCUCCUCCACCUCCGUGCCCUUCUCGGCUGCAUCCUAGUGCCCGACCAGGGGUGGGGGUCUGGGGGGUGCGGCCGGGGCGCUGGGCGGGCGGGGGGGCACCUCCCUCGUGCCCGUCGGAGGGUCCCAUGGGGAGGUGACCCCUUAACACCCGAGUCCAGUAUAGACUCAUGGCGGGGACAAGGUUGCUGGCUGAAGAUGGGGUCUUGUGAGACUGUGUGCUGCACGCCUUCCCACGCACGCACACGCACACGCGCACACGUAUGCACUCGGCCUUCCUCUGGGCCCCGCCAGCUCUCUCCAGACUGUCCUUUUCCCGGGGUGGGGGGGGGGUUGUCUCAUGCAAGGGGGCAUCGGGAGGUAUGGAAGGAAGGUCUGCUGGAGGUUCCUGGCCCUGUGGCCCAGACGGUGGGGGCUCUGUUCUCCACGUGUCCCAGGAGUGGCUGCCGCCGUCCUCCAGCUGCCGCAGGAACCCCCUCCCUGCCCUGAGCUCUGGUGCCGCAGGAGGAACCGAUUGUCCGUGGGGACGGAAAGCACCACGAGCCUGCUUUAGCCUUAGCGGAGACUGCGCCGCGCAAGGCAGAGGGAGGGAGGGGGGCUGCCUAAGGGGCUGUGUGCGCGUGCACGUGUGCUUGGGGACGUGCCUGCCAUUGCAUCAGCACCAGCAGCACCAGGCCCUUGGGGGAGCAGCUCAGGGGGCCGGUCACUGGGGGGCCUCUGGGGUCCAUGCACCAGGAGUUGCAGGGGCAUUGGGAACCGUCCCUCUGUCUGAGUGACCCCAGGGAGUACCCUGUCGGGCCAGGGAGGUGGAGCCCUGUGCAGGGAGGGGUGGCAGGGCCUGGAGUGGAUGUGCGGAGGUUCUGUGUGGCGUGGGGUGAGGUGGGCAGGGGCCUCAGGACUGGGUUGUGGCUCUGCUGGAGGGGACGGGCAGGGUCUGAAGAGUGAGGAGGGCGCGGUGACAGGGGAGGUGACAUGGCACGGGGCCUGGACCUGCCUCCUUGGGGCACCUGGGUGGUCUCUUGGUGCAGAGGACAAGGGGACACAGCCACCAUGGUGCUUAACCCUCCCCCGGAACCUUUACUUGCUCUUUCUGGCACCUGGAGCCCCAUGACCUUGGUGAUCCUUGCUGGGGCUUCCCACCACUGCAAGCCUCGAUUGAUUGGGACUUCCGGCUCCCACAUGCUGAGCUUGGACUGCCUCUCCCCGGCCUUGCUGGAGAGAGGCUGGGGCUGCGGGGCCUGGGGGUGGGCGGUGAGCGCAAGCUCCCGGCCUCCUCUUGGCCCUGCUAUCCAGCACGGAGGGAGACCCCCAGCAAGCCGCAGGCCCCCCGCCCGGGAAGAGGAGGCUUGGGCAGGGCUGAUGGCCCCAAGGGCUGCAUCUUCCUCUUGCGUCUGCUGUCGCGAGUGACCAGUGAAGGUCUGGGGCCUCCGUCGCAUUGCAUGCGGCCUUCACCUUGUCCUGGGGAGAGGUGAAGGGUCUGGGGUGCGCUGGAUCUUUACAGAGCAAAAGGCCCAGUGUGUUAAAAAAAAAAAAAAAAACUGUUGAUACCAUAGCCAUGGUAGGUAAUCCACAUUGGAUAUCGAUAAGGACCAUGGGGAAAUAUUUAAAAGAGAGAAAGUAUAUAUAUAUAUAAAAUUAUAUACACAUUUUAUCGUACAGAUUUUUCGUAAUUUUCCUGUUUUUACUGUAAAUCCCUAAUAGAGCAGAGCUACAGUGGGGGUUGGGAUGGGGGUGGGAGCUGGUUGUCCCCGGCUCUGGGGAGGGAGGCCCGAGCUGCCUGCCCUCUGCCUGUUCCCGCCGCCUGCUCCGCCUGUGGGAACCCGGGAGGAGGAGGGAAGACCAGAGCCUUCUCGUGCUCUGCCUUCCGGCUCGCUGAGACUCCACUGUCACAGGUUUAAUGUAUGGAUGCUCUUUAUGUAAGAGAAAAGGCAAGGACCACUGUCCCUGGGGUCUGUCCCCCCUGCCUUCUGGGCCUCAGACGUGUGGGUCCUUCCCGGGGGCAGGGCCUCCCGCUUCCUCGCCUCUGCCGCUCAGCUGCUCCGUUUCAAUAUUUAUUUUUGUGCUACUUUUAUCAUGGUAUAAGUUAUUGAGAAGAGACCCCACGUUGUGGUCCUUGUCCGUACGACACCUGCCCCGCGCCUGCCCCGUCCCCUCACGGCCACCACCUAAUUUAUUGCUGUACAUCUCUGCCGUGACGCUUUUGUACCUUUGCAAUAAAGAGUUUUCUGGUUUCA